CUGCCCAAUGACAGUGCAGGAUGCUGAGACUGGUGUGAAUGGAGGCUGGAAGACGCUGCUGUCUCUGGAUGGUGAUGGAGAGGAAUUAAUGGUAGAAAAAGAUCUGUCGACGUCGAGUCCCUUCCCCCACACUGGCAUGCAGUGAGUCGCCCAUGUGUGUCACAGAGUGAGGGUGCACUGUGAUCGUUGCAGCGUGCCCCUGGUAAGGACCCCGUGGCGAGCGUCCGGCCGGCCCAGGCCACACCUCCCACACCCAGGACAUGUACGGCAGUGCCAGAGCGGUCGGCCACAUCGAGAGCAGCCCUGCACGGUCCCCGCGCCUGCCUAGGUCCCCCAGGCUGGGCCACCGGAGGGCCAACAGUGGGGGCGGGGGCAGUGGAGGGGGCAAGACGCUCUCCAUGGAGAACAUCCAGUCACUGAACGCUGCCUACGCCACGUCCGGACCAAUGUACCUGAGCGACCACGAGGGAGUGGGCUCAACCGCCACCUACCCUAAGGGCACCAUGACGCUGGGGCGCGCCUCCAACCGGGCCAUGUACGGGGGCCGUGUCACGGCCAUGGGCAGCAGCCCCAACAUUGCCUCGGUGGGGCUGGGCCACCACGCUGACCUGCUGUCCUACAGCGACCUGGGCUCCCUGUCCAUGCUGCAGCACCACCACCACCACACCCAGGGGGUGCCGUCGGCUCUGCUGCGGCAGGCGGUGCGAGGCAGUGGGGGGGAGCUGCUGGAGAUGCAGGCCACGCUCCGGGACAUGCAGCGGGAGAACGACCUGCUGAGGAGAGAGCUGGACCUGAAGGACAGCAAGCUGGGCUCGUCCACCAACAGCAUCAAGAGCUUCUGGAGCCCCGAGCUGAAGAAGGAGAGGAUGAUACGUAAGGAGGAGGCGGCGCGCACCUCCGUCCUCAAGGAGCAGAUGAGGGUGACUCACGAGGAGAACCAGCACCUGCAGCUGACCAUCCAGGCCCUACAGGACGAGCUGCGGAACCAGAGGGACCUGAACCACCUGCUGCAGCAGGAGAACGGCGGCCGCUCUGGGGACCACUACACCAACAUCGAGCUGACCGAGGAGAACUUCAGACGGCUACAGGCCGAGCACGACCGCCAGGCCAAAGAGCUGUUCCUCCUGAGGAAGACCUUGGAGGAGAUGGAGCUGCGGAUCGAGACCCAGAAGCAGACGCUGGGGGCCAGGGAUGAGUCCAUCAAGAAGCUGCUGGAGAUGCUCCAGAGUAAGGGUCUGCCUGGGGGGCCAGGGAGGGUCAAUGAGGAGGAGGAGCAGGAGAGAGCCAGGCGCAUUGCUGAGGCCGAGGCUCAGCUGGGACACCUGGAGGUCAUCUUGGACCAGAAGGAGAAGGAGAACAUCCACCUCCGAGAGGAACUGCACAGGAGAAACCAGAUGCACCAGGACCCUGGCAAAACCAAAGCCCUCCAGACCAUCAUAGAGAUGAAGGACACCAAGAUAGCAUCUCUGGAGCGCAACAUCAGGGACCUGGAGGAUGAGAUCCAGAUCCUGAAGGCUAACGGCUUGCUGAACACCGAGGACAGAGAGGAGGAGAUCAAGCAGAUGGAGGUCUACAAAAACCACUCCAAGUUUAUGAAGACCAAGAUUGACCAGCUGAAGCAGGAGCUGUCUAAGAAGGAGUCUGAGCUGCUGGCCCUGCAGACCAAGCUGGAGACCCUGAACAACCAGAACUCGGACUGCAAACAGCACAUAGAGGUGCUCAAAGAGUCCCUCACUGCCAAGGAGCAGCGCGCUGCCAUUCUGCAGACAGAGGUGGACGCCCUGCGCUUGCGUCUGGAGGAGAAGGAGUCCUUCCUGAACAAGAAGACCAAGCAGCUGCAGGACCUGACAGAAGAGAAGGGCACACUAGCUGGAGAGAUUCGUGACAUGAAGGACAUGCUGGAGGUCAAGGAGAGGAAGAUCAACGUCCUGCAGAAGAAGAUUGAGAAUCUGCAGGAGCAGCUGCGUGAUAAGGACAAGCAGCUGGGGAACCUGAAGGACAGGGUGAAGUCUCUACAGACUGACUCCAGUAACACUGACACGGCCCUGGCCACCCUGGAGGAGGCACUCUCUGAAAAGGAGCGUAUUAUAGAGAGACUGAAGGAGCAGAGAGCGAGGGAGGACAACGAGAGGAUGGAUGAGGUGGAGUCCUAUAAGAAGGAGAACAAGGACCUCAAGGAGAAGGUCAACACCCUGCAGCUGGAAUUAACAGAGAAGGAGUCCAGUCUCAUUGACCUAAAGGAGCACGCCUCCUCCCUGGCCUCCUCCAGCCUGAAGAAGGAGUCCAAGCUCAAGUCUCUGGAGAUGGCCAUCGAGCAGAAGAAAGAGGAGUGUAGUAAGUUGGAGACACAGUUACAGAAGCAAGCAGAGCAGCUGUUCAGUCAGAUGAACAACCCUAAGGCCCAUGAGGUCCAUGAGGUCCAGCAGCAGCAGCAGGUGGGGCUGGGCUCCAGGGGGAACCCAGAUUAUGUGGACCGGGAGCGGGAGCAGCGGGUCAAGCUCCUGGAGAAGGAGGUGUCCUACUACAAGGAGGAGUCUGGCAAGGCCCAGGCUGAGGUGGAGAGGCUACUAACCAUCCUCCGAGAGGUGGAGACUGAGAAGAACGACAAGGACAAGAAGAUCGCCGAGCUGGAAAGCCCCCCUCACUCUGCCCCUGUCCCUCGCCCCGGCCUCGGCCCUGUCCCUCGCCACGGUCCCGGUGGCAGAGCCCCCCCUGACCCACUCCCCCCUGUGUCCUCCGCUGCCCCUGCUGCUGCCCCCCAGCAGAUAGGGGGAAUGGUGUGGGAUUUCCUGGGAAACCUAGCUCCCAGGCAGGCCAAGGAGCAGGUUACUAAAAAGGGGGGCCCCAACCUCAAACUGGGCCCCCAGGGGGACAAGAAGCCUGGUCAGAUAAUGGGGGAUCCUCGAAAGGACAACACCAUGGACCCAGCCCAGCAUGUAAAGCUGGAGGAGAUGAUGAACACCCUGGAGAGGACCAGACAGGAGCUGGACGCCACCAAGCAGCGCCUCUCGUCUACCCAGCAGUCCCUGCAGGAGAGGGACGGUCACCUGACAAACAUGAGGCAGGAGCGCAGGAAACAGCUAGAGGAGAUCCUGGAGAUGAAGCAACAGGCCCUGCUGGCAGCGAUCAGUGAGAAGGACGCUAACAUCGCUCUGCUAGAGCUGUCUGCCUCUGGGAAGAAGAAGACCCAGGAAGAGGUUUUGGCUCUGAAGAGGGAGAAGGACAGAUUGAUGCACCAGCUCAAACAGCAGACACAGAGCAGGAUGAAGCUGAUUGCAGACAACUAUGAAGACGACCACUACCACCCCCAUCCUCCCCACCACCCACACCACCGCGGAGGACCAGGGCCUGCCAGAGGACCCACCCAUGCCGGCCAUCGCCCCUCCCCUGACCAGGAUGACGAGGAGGGCAUUUGGGCGUAAUCGUGUCCAUGACAACCAAAGCUCUGAUUUUGUUCUGAGGGUUACUAUUGGAGGAGCACAGCCAUGCCAUGAUGCUGAAAUACAUUGACUACCUACCAACCUUUUGUUACCACCACACAAUCCACACUUCAAAAUGGGGCCUUUAUUUUUAUUUUUUACUGAGGAUGAGGAUAAAGAGGAGGAGGAGGAGGAGGAGGGAUGAAGCAGGUGGGAGGGCCAGACGAGGAGACUGACAGUUGAGAUGAUUGAGGAGCCAUCAUGUGAAGAGGGGCAGAUGCAGCACUCUACAGACAUUGGAGACACUGGCCAGCUCUUUGAGAGUGACUCUGGGGAGGAGGAGUCUUCCUACAGACACAUAGGUGUUGUCUGUGAAGUUAGACUGGGUUGGACAGACUGGGUCCCACUCAGACAGGCAUCUGAGCUCUGGUCUCAGCUCUGUGGUUCUGCUCACACAGCCACUCUGGCACAGUUGUCAAGCUGCUCAGCUCACCUGUCUGUCACCUGCUGGCCCUACAGAGCGCCGCCUGCUCUAAUAAGACUAGCUGCACCCCCUCACCCACCUGGCUAAGAUCUAACGACUGGCUCUGCCCUGUUUACAUUAGGUGCGUUCAGUUCGCUUGAACAUUUGCUACGUUGCGGAACGGUUUGUACUGAACAAACAUUCUUGUACGUUCUUGAACAGACUUUGAGGUACAUUUCCUCCCGUUUGGUGGGUAUGGCGGGGUGUGGCUUGAAGCAAUGAGUGACAUAUUUAAAGGGCAGUGGCCAUGCUGACAGCAUUCCCCAACCCACAACCCAACCCCUCCCCGCUUUUCAACUGGUCAUUCAGUACAGCACCGUUUCCGUUCAAUUGAACGUUCCAGAACGUAAAAACGUACUGAACCCUGGCUUGCUCCCCCGUUCUCACCAACCUGCGUCUAAUUGGUUCACUCUCCUGGCUCCGCCUUGCUUACCUGAGCUUUCUACCUGAUUGGUUCCUCUGUAUCAACAGUCCUUUCUCUGAUUGGUUCACCUGACUAGCUCUGCCCUGUUUACCUGAUUUGCCCCACCCUGCUGACCCCCGGCUGGCUGUGAUUGGCUGACAGUCUUGCACAGCAGCUUCACAAUGCUUCUUUUACUAUGUUUUUUUUUGUUUUUUUUGCCUGCUCUCUUCCCGCAUAUUUAAUGAAGUGCCAUACAGUUACAGCUUUAGUUUACAUUUACAUAUGCGUUAACAGCUAACCUAUUUCAGAGGAAGUAAUUUUGCUGUGUCUCUAAAAGCGAAGUUGUGCUACUUAUUUUUAUGUUCUAAUCUGUUGAGUGUGUUUCAUUUGCAGUGCUUGACUAUGGUUAUGAGUGCUUUGUGUUAAGGCUAUCAGAACAAGGAAGAGGAAGAGCUCUUAUCUGACCAAUGGGCAGCCACUAGAGCUCUUAUCUGACCAAUGGGCAGCCACUGGCCUUGCCUCGAGUACUGAAGGUUUCCUUGUGCCGUUAAUGUGCUGUCUGGCAUGGCCUUAUGGGCAGGGCCCUGUACUGGGGGUGUCGCAGGGCCUUUGGGCUUAGGGCUGCCAUCUGUGUAUCUCUCCUGUUACCUCGGUUGAUAACCAGAUGCAGUCAGAACUCCAAUCUAUGCAGACGUCAGAACUAAUAAUGCCAUUUUGAAUCCAGUCAUGAGUCAAGGGCACCAAUCAAAAAGCGUUUAGAUGUAUUAAAGCAGCACGAGUACCAAUCAGAAUGGUCUAUUCAGAACAUACACCAAUCAGAUUCCGUUGUUAUGAUGUGUUUCUCAGCAUAAUAUGCACCUAUGCACCUCCUCCUCCCCUGUUGCAGGGAUACUUCUAAUGGUGCUUUUAGAUCACUGGUGCUCACACAACAUGGUGUCCAACCAGAGAAACAGCUGAGAGACAUGGCCACUGGACAUUGUGCAUCCAUGUUAUUCAAUAGGGAGUUUAUCCCAAAACCUGGUGUGCUUAUAAACUGUAGAAGACUGUGUUGUACAUAGGAUCAGCUGGAGAGACUCUGAGAAAAUGGUACAAGGAGGGUAUAGAUUUUAUACGUUUAAUGACAUCCAUGGACACCCAGGUGUAUGAGAUUUCCUGCCUUUACAGCCCUCUCUCCUGCUCAUUGACUCCCUUCUUCUUCUUCUUCUUCUUCUUCUUCUUCUUCUUCUUCUUCUUCUUCUUCUUCUUCUUCUUCUUCUUCUUCU
Coregonus clupeaformis (lake whitefish) is the source of this 5607-nucleotide messenger RNA. RefSeq names its product ELKS/RAB6-interacting/CAST family member 2 (gene erc2). The transcript is spliced from 23 exons. Gene Ontology annotation, molecular function: structural constituent of presynaptic active zone. Gene Ontology annotation, cellular component: cytoskeleton of presynaptic active zone. NCBI's taxonomy places the organism in Eukaryota, Metazoa, Chordata, Actinopteri, Salmoniformes, Salmonidae. Gene Ontology annotation, biological process: neuromuscular synaptic transmission; maintenance of presynaptic active zone structure; regulation of synaptic plasticity. The record is from RefSeq and is a predicted model, not a curated record. Bases 261 to 3422 code for a protein of 1053 amino acids.